Molecule: messenger RNA, 8547 nt
Organism: Centropristis striata (black sea bass)
Lineage: Eukaryota; Metazoa; Chordata; Actinopteri; Perciformes; Serranidae
Product: latent-transforming growth factor beta-binding protein 2-like
Exons: 42
Coding region: 389-6916 (2175 amino acids)
Molecular function (GO): calcium ion binding
Source: RefSeq, a predicted model, not a curated record
CACUUGGAGUAGGAGUACAGCUUCAGCAGCCCUGGAGCCAGCACGCUGCUCUCUUUGCGUCUCUUUUUCUUGUUUAACAUAAACUAAAACAGAUGGAAUAAUGUUUGCUUAAAAUAACACAUUUUCAGCGCUGGAAGGAGAAAAGUUUAGUUUCUCACGUUGGGCUGUAGUUAGGUGCUGAUUUGACAACCUGAAGACAUUCUGCGCAAAGUGUUACCUGGGCAUUAUGAGGAGGUAUCCAGGCUUUUUUCAUUCUUGGGAGAGGAUGCCGUCUUGCUGAGCUCGUGUAGCUUAAUCGUGGACUUUUAUUUUUAUUGCUCAUAUUUUAGUGUCCUCCACAGAACUGUUACACGAUUUGCGCUUUUACGCGGUACUUUCAAAACUUUGAAUGCCCAAAAUGGACCGUGCAGGAUUUGCUGUUUUGAUGGUUUUGACUGUUGCUCUGGUGCGACUUGGUGACAGUCACAAGGACACAACAGGUGGGAGGAAAGAGGGUGCAGGGGCUGGCCGGGCGGUCUGGGACCAGUCCCGGGUGAGGAGUCAAGGUCACUCGCUAACCGGACCAAAGGACGGUGCAUCCUCCAGACCAUCCGGGGAAGCUUCUCCUGGGACCAGCAACACUAGGAUUCUGGUCCGCAUGCCCAGAGGCGCAUCAUCCCAAGGGGCUGGCAGGCACAUAUCCAAAGCAGGACCGGUUCAUGCUGCAGGCGCCUCCCGGGAAGACCUCGUCUCUGCGCCCCGGGAUGGUGCGCUGCGCACCGCCAGACACACGGGCAGCCAGCAGCAGCACAGAACCAGAGUGAACCGCAGGCAGAGCAACAAGCCCAGCUCUGCCAGCACAAGGAGACUUGUUGGACCUAAUGUCUGUGGAGGUCAGCAGUGCUGCUCAGGCUGGGCUUUGGCACCAGGAACCAAUCGCUGCAUAAAACCUGACUGCCAGCCCCCCUGCCAGAACCGUGGCUCCUGCAGCCGGCCGCAGACCUGUGUGUGUCGCUCAGGCUUUCAGGGGCCCCGCUGUGAGGAGGUGGCUCCGGAGCAGGUGUACAUCCGCGAUGGAGGCACCCUGAGGAGAGUUCAACCCGGGACCAACCCCUUCCAGAGAGACCAACCACGGAGAAGGCCCUCAGAAAGGCAGGCCAUUGAUACCGCCAAGGUCCAGACUCCACGACCUGCGACCACCAGGCAGUCUGUGACCCAAGUGAGACGGGGACCCCCUGACUCCUCCCCUCAGCAGACGGGGACCUCCCGCACUGUGAAACGUUAUCCAUCCUCCUCCGGGCCUAUCACCUCCAACGCUCUACCCAGUGCCAACGGAUACGCUAACGGCCACGGCAGCGAACACAGGAAUUGGCAUGGACACAGAAAUGGGCCUAGCAACGUGCACUAUAACACUCACAGGGCCGCCGGCAACAGCCAGCUGCACGGACACUUCAGCAAUGCAUUAUUACCCGCAGGGGCCAACCUCACCUCCAACUUGGACCGCAUCAAGAUCGUCUUCACACCCAUGCUGUGCCGCAGGGUGUGCAGCGGUGGCCGCUGCUACAACAGCUGUGAGAAGGGAGACAUCACUACGGUCUACAGCGAGACCUCGCAGCAGCAGCAGCAGCAGCAGCAGCAGCAACAGCCGCCAAACAACCAGGGCUUCCGACUCUUCUUCUGUCAGAUCCCCUGUCUUAAUGGAGGCCGAUGCAUCGGCAGGGACAUAUGCUGGUGUCCAUCAAACUCAACUGGGAAGUUUUGCCACCUGCCAGCCCCGCCUCCUGUCAGACCCACCCAUCGCAGUCACAAGGAUGCCGGCCACCAGGGACCAAAAUCUCCCUCCCACUCCAUGUACACUCUACCACUGUCCAAUCAGCAAGUGUCCCUCCACCCAUCCUUGGUGAACGUUCACAUUCAGCACCCACCAGAUGCAGAAGUCCAGAUCCACCAAGUAGCUCGAGUCCAGCCUGGGCAGAGACCGGCCACCACAGACGGGGCUCACUCUGUCCAGCAGCGCUCGCAGCCUGGGAAUGGACACGAACCCACCAUCGAGCACAGCAGCGGGCCCCCACACACCAGUGGGAAUGGUAACGGCCACGCCAGACCACACCACCACCACCACCAGAACGGACACGUUGGAAGAUGCUUUCAGGAAACAGUCGAUGGACAGUGUGGCAAGCCUCUGCCAGGCCUAACCAAACAGGAUGAUUGCUGUGGAAGCGUGGGCGCCUCCUGGGGUCUCCACAAGUGCCAAAAGUGUCCGAUCAAACCAGCAUUCGCAGUGAUUGCAAAUGGACAAGUGGAAUGUUCCAAAGGUUUCAAACGGAUGAAUCUCACACACUGUCAAGACAUCAAUGAGUGCCUGCUGCCUGGACUCUGUAAGAACGCUGAAUGUCUCAACACUAAGGGAAGCUACAGGUGCACAUGUAAACCAGGCUUCAUGUUAGACGCUGACAGGAGCCACUGUGUCUCGGACAAGGCUGUGUCCGUCCAGAGGGCAUUCUGCUACCGAUCGGUGUCAGCAAGAACAUGUUCUCUGCCGCUUGCUCAACACAUCACCAAACAGAUCUGCUGCUGCAGCCGGGUGGGCAAGGCCUGGGGCCCUGCGUGUGAUCGCUGUCCUUUGCCUGGAACAGACCAUUUCAAGGAGAUCUGCCCAGCUGGUCACGGUUACACCUACUCACGCUCCGAUGUGCAGAUUUCUCUCAGACAGCUGGAGGACACUGAUCUGCAGAGCACAGGGUUGUCAUGGGAGGAGCAGAGCCCCACGUUCCUCGAGCCUCCGUCCUCCGGGCCCGGGGUGCUGUACCCAAGCUACCCACAAACGCCACAAGUACCCUGGUACCCUCUGACUCCACAGCAGCCUCUCCAUCCCUCCCACCCAGCCAGAGAGACACCGAAGCAGCCAGAAGAUGUGGAAAUUCUGAGCCCGCCAGCUGUUGUGACUGACUCACCACAGAAAUAUCCAGAGACUUCUCCAGACUCCACCGUCAUCGACCUGAGGCCAGAUUCAGAGGACACAACCCGUAUAGUCUCAGCCACAGAUAUUGACAAGUGUGCCACCACCCCCGCCAUAUGUGGCCCUGGGAAAUGUAUUCCAGUGCAGACCGGCUACACCUGCCAAUGCGAGCCAGGAUUCAAGCUCAGCGCGCUGCAGACCAACUGCAUUGAUGCGAAUGAGUGUGACGAGGAGCCAUGUGAAGGCAAGGGCCGCUGUGUAAACAACUAUGGCUCCUAUACCUGCCAUUGCCACAGCGGCUACAGCCAGGUGAUCACACAGAACAGGAAGUUCUGUCAAGACAUUAAUGAGUGCAGCAUGCCCAACAAGUGCCAGAACGGCAACUGCGUCAACACAGAUGGAUCUUACACCUGUGAAUGCAACAGUGGCUACGCCAAGUCCUGGAGAGGCCAAUGCGAAGACGUAGAUGAGUGCCGAGAUCCCAGCUCCUGUCCAAACGGUGUCUGCGUCAACACACUGGGCUCUUUCGAGUGCCAGGCCUGCGGCCCGGGGUUCAGGCCUGUCGAUGAAAGAUGUGUGGAUGUAAACGAGUGUUUGAACCAAACAGCGUGCGGUCAUGGUAGGUGUGUCAACACCGAGGGCUCCUAUACGUGCAACUGUUUCCAAGGAUACGAAGUCUCACCGGACAAUGUUUGCCAAGAUGUGGACGAGUGUGUGCUCCCCGGAGUUUGUCUCCACGGCCGCUGUGUCAAUCUGGACGGCACCCACAAAUGCACCUGUAACCAUGGUUACCAAGUCACCUCAGACAGCAAAGCCUGUGAAGAUGUCAACGAGUGCGCAACUGGUAAUGUGUGCCCUGCGGGAAUUUGCAUCAACACUGCAGGUUCGUACACUUGCCAGAACUGCAGGCCUGGGUUUGGACCAUCUUCUGAUGGAUUGAGUUGUGAAGAUAUUAACGAGUGUGCCAAUGGUGACUUGUGUCUCGGUGGGGUGUGUGCCAACACUGAGGGAUCCUACACAUGUACCAGAUGUAAGGCUGGCUACAGAGUGUCUCCAGACCGGCAGAGGUGUGAAGAUGUUGACGAGUGCCAGUCCCUGUCUACCUGUGCCAACGGGAUCUGUCUUAACUCGGAAGGCUCUUACACCUGUGAGAACUGCCCCACAGGGUACAGAGUAUCAUAUGACGGGGAGCUCUGUGAAGAUAUUGAUGAGUGUGCACUGCACACUACAUGCCCCCAGGGAACAUGUACAAACACAGAGGGUUCCUUCACAUGUAUCGUCUGUCAGCCUGGUUUCACAGUCUCUGAGGAUGGACAGCAGUGUGAUGAUGUGGAUGAGUGCUCAGUGGCUAACGUGUGCCCGGGCCAGCUGUGCUCGAACACCCCAGGAUCGUACACCUGCAGGAGCUGUGAAGCCGGGCUGCAACUGUCUGACGAUGGUUACGGCUGCGAGGACAUUGAUGAGUGCAGGACCCCAGGUGUGUGCCCCACGGGUGUGUGCACCAACACAGAGGGCUCCUUCUCCUGCAUGUCCUGUGACGCGGGCUUCACAGUGGCACCCAACGGGCUCUCUUGUGAAGAUGUGAAUGAAUGUGAGGACCCAAGCCUGUGUGUGGGAGGCCAGUGCACCAACACCAUAGGUUCCUAUAGCUGCUCCUGCCCCGCUGGUAUGGAGAUGGUGGAUGGGACGUCCUGCAGAGAUAUCAAUGAGUGUUUAACCAUCGUGGGGAUCUGCGGAGAAGGAGAGUGUGUGAACACAGAGGGCUCCUAUACGUGCAUCUGUCCUGAUGGAUAUACCACCACUGCUGAAAGGAACGGCUGCCAAGAUGUGGAUGAAUGCAGCAAAGACAAUUUGUGUAUCCGGGGCCAAUGUCUCAACACUGAUGGCUCUUUCUUUUGCCUGUGCGAGGCUGGCUUCAAGUUUAACGCUGACACGGCUGACUGUGAAGACCAGAAUGAGUGCAAGGACUUUGGGAGCGCAGUGUGUGGUACCUGGCGCUGUGAAAACACCAUCGGCUCCUACCGGUGCUUCAUGGGCUGCCAGCCCGGCCUCGAGGGAGCAGACGCCACAGACUGUGCUGUUGGUGUUCUCACUAAACCCCACAACAAACACUCGUACAGCUCAGCAUUGACUCACAGCCCCAGUAUAAGAACCAAGCCCUCUCACCCUCAGAAGCCCCCACAAGGGGUUGCCCAGAGAAUAUGGAAGAAGUGUGGGCUGCGGAGGGUGAGCCAACAGUCACUGAUCCCUAUAUUCUUGUUGCCUGCCACCAUGUGCUCCACAUUAACACAUGGCACAGAGACCUACACCAUUAACCUAGUCCCUACCCCCCAAACCGCAGCAUCACCGGAUCCAGGAAGCAGGUCCUCCUGGCAUGAUAAAGAUUAUUUUGUGACCUCGCCACGACCUUGUCCACCGCAUGCCUGCGCGUACGUGCCUGAUCCUUUACUGACCUCACGCCCUCCUCUCCUGUCUCCUUUCUCAGACGUGGACGAGUGCGAGAUGAGCUUGGCGCUGUGCGGCUCGGAGGCCCUGUGUGAGAACUUCGAUGGCAGCUUCCUGUGCAUCUGCCCCAACGACAAUGAGGAAUUUGAUCCCAUCACCAGCCAGUGCCGCUCCAUGGCUGAUAUGGACCAGACACCCCCUGCUCCCGUCCCUCCGUCCCCUCCCUCAGCUGAGGAGAGGAAAGAGUGUUACUACAACUUGAAUGACGCCAACUUCUGCGACAACGUCUUAUCCCGCAACACGACCAAACAGGAGUGCUGCUGCACGGUGGGGGCCGGCUGGGGGGACAACUGUGAGAUCCACGCCUGUCCUGUCCCCGGAAGAGAUGAUUACAACAAGUUGUGUCCUCACGGCAGUGGAUUAUUACCCCUGGCUGUUGCCUCUUCACAAAGCCUGGGAGAACAGCGCCCUUAUAUAGAUGCAAAUGAGUGUGAGAUGUUCGGAUCAGACAUUUGUAAGAAUGGACAGUGUUCAAAUCUCUUUUCUACAUAUACCUGCUACUGUCGCUCUGGCUUCUACUAUGACAACAUCCGGCUCGAGUGUGUGGAUUAUGAUGAGUGUGGCUUUGGGAAGGCCUGUGAGGAUGGAGAGUGUGUGAACACAGCCGGGUCUUUCGACUGUUUCUGCAGUCCUCCGUUAGUCCUGGACAGCACGCGGCGGCGCUGCAUCGGUCUCAAUACCACAGAAGAAACUGUCGAGUCUGAUCAUGAUGUGCACAUGGAUAUCUGCUGGCAGCGUCUGGAGGGAGACAACAUGUGUGCAGAACCCCUCCCGGGACGCAGAACUACAUACACAGAAUGCUGCUGCUUGUACGGCAUCGCCUGGAGCGGACAGUGUGCCUUCUGUCCCCGGAAAGACUCUGAGGACUACGCAGUGAUGUGCAACCUGCCUCGGAGAGGAGGAGGAGGCACAGACAGUCUGAGGGAGAGGCCAGGAUAUGAGUAUGGUGUGGAGGGGCCGGAGGAUCCUGCGGAGCCUUUUGUUCCUCGGUACUGGGACAAUUACGGCAGCCCUGCGGGACCCUAUGACAUGCCUGAGAGCGUUCCUCUCUUCAAUGACAAUGACUACAGCGUUCAGCAGCCACCUUCCCGUGUCCCCAUUCAACGACCACAAGAGCCGCAGCCACGACCAGUGGACCCCUAUGCUGAGCGCUACGAUGGCUUCGAGGGUCUCCGAGCGGAAGAGUGUGGAAUCCUGAAUGGGUGUGAAAACGGGCGUUGCGUUCGUGUGCGAGAAGGCUACACCUGCGACUGCUUUGAUGGUUACGAACUUAACCUGAGUAAGAUGGCCUGUAUAGACAUAAACGAGUGUGAGGACAUCAGCGACAAGGUGCCCUUAUGUCAGAACGGGCAGUGCACCAACACGGAGGGCUCGUACAAGUGCACCUGUUCGCCGGGCUUCGUGGCCUCCGCCGAGCCACACAAAUGCAUCCCAGAGAUCCCAGAGUCUGGGCUUGUGGAGACAGGAAACUGAGACAGACUUCUGGCUUUUCCUGCUCCCUCAAAGAUUCCCUUAGACCCCUCUGCCCUUCUCCCCAGGGGCCUCGCACUAAACCUCCAACAGUAACGCUGAGACGUCCAAACUCGUUUCCCUACACACACACACACACACACACACAGACAUACUUACAAAUAGCACACACUUGCAUUCAGCACAGAACACACUCAUUACCCCGUCACACACAUUCAAGAGGACCAGGAAUUGUGCAGUGAAUGUAUUACAUGGGAUUUAGUAUUCACCAGAUAUCCAUUUGCCUUAAAGGGAUUUUGUGGACUGAUCUUUUUUAUUCAGUAACCCAAGGCAAUUUGAUAUGCAGAUAUAUUUUCCACAUUAUUUUCUCUGUCACUUUCUUUUUGUUGUGUUAUUUAUUUCAUUUACAUGACGGGCCUCUGCAAACUAAGAAAGCGACCUAUUUCAGGGGGCAUACUUGUUUUAUUUGUCUCACUAAUUGACCUCAGAGACAGUGUGGGGAGAGUAAUAAAUGUCUUUUGUAAAAGAAGGAAUGUCAUAAGAAAUCAGCCACUCAUAAAUCAGCUUGUGCCUCACUGUCAAAUCUCUCACCAAUUUUCUCACUCAGUCAUUGUAAUUAGCAUUGACCUUGGACUAAAUGGAAGCCGGGGUCCAUAAAUAACACAAAUAACGCCUUUCUAUUCCUCAAGAUUAGAAGAAGUGGAAGUUAAAGAAUCUCUGGACCAAGAACUGAGAGGUCAACACAGCCAAACUAAGUUGGAAAGACUGAAGAUGUAUAUGAUGAUCUAUAUAAUGUUUUAUAAAAGGUGCAAUAGGUAUAACCUGCCUUUCUCUGUUUGACACCAUUUUUACAAUCUUAAAAGGAUAAUUUGGAUUUUUUAAAGUGGGAUUUUAUGAGGUACUUAUCCAUAGUCAGUGUAUGACCUACAGGAGAUGAUGGUCGACACGCCCCCAGUUUGGAGAAGCAGGCAGGAGUCCUGACACACAACCUAAGCAACAUAUUGUGGUGGACGGGGGCAGCAGCAAAACAUUGUGUUUUCACAGCUUUACCUUACUGUCAGACAGCCCUGGGGAAGUCUAUGCAAGGGGGAAAACUGAGCCGUUGUGCUCUAUUCAAGCAUUCAACCAGACUAUAUUGACAAAAACAAUAAUUUAUCUUGCAGAACACGGGAUACUCUGGUCUGUCGCUGCCUUGAUUGUUUAGUUUGUUUGUGUCACUUUUUGACUUUGGUAAACGAACUAUUCAAUUCAAUUCAAUUCAAUUCAAUUGGCUUUAUUGGCAUGACGUAACAAUGUAUAUAUUGCCAAAGCAAGCAUCAGAAAAAAAGAUAACAAGAUAAGGAAAGCAAUAUUUACAAUAAAUUAUUAUAAUUCUGUUAUUCAUUUUAAAUGAAAAGAAAAACUAAUAACAAUAAAAGAAAGCAAUAUUUACAAUCAUUGAAUUACAAUCAACAUAUGAUUUAUACAAUCUAACUGUAAUUUAACUUUAAUUGUAAUCUAACUCUAAUCGAACUAACUCUUUAAAACACUAAAGUCACACAAUAACGGAAACAAAUUGAACAAUCAUGGCAGCGGCAGACCAGCAAAGACCAGGUAAAUAUGUUGGGGUUUUUUCAAAGGACUGGUGGCUAUGA